This is a messenger RNA of Agelaius phoeniceus (red-winged blackbird), 3835 nucleotides long. It is a transcript of the gene MYRF, whose product is annotated as myelin regulatory factor. Gene Ontology annotation, molecular function: DNA-binding transcription factor activity; sequence-specific DNA binding. NCBI's taxonomy places the organism in Eukaryota, Metazoa, Chordata, Aves, Passeriformes, Icteridae. The record is from RefSeq and is a predicted model, not a curated record. Gene Ontology annotation, biological process: positive regulation of DNA-templated transcription; central nervous system myelin maintenance; protein autoprocessing. Gene Ontology annotation, cellular component: endoplasmic reticulum membrane; nucleus.
CCGGCCCGUGCAUGGCCCAGCCAUGGAGGUGGUGGACGAGACGGAGGCUCUGCAGCGCUUCUUUGAAGGCCACGACAUUAAUGGAGCUCUGGAACCAUCCAACAUCGACACCAGCAUCCUGGAAGAGUACAUCAGCAAGGAAGACUCUCCAGAGAUCUGCUUCCCUGAGAUCCCUGCUCCCGCCAGCUACACCCACCCCCAGCCCUCCAGCUCCGCCGGCAUCCCCGCUCCUCCCGGCGGCUCCGUCGGCAGCGUGAGCAAUCCCUCUCCCAGCCCUGCCCUCCACCUCCCUGCGGCCGGCAGCCAGCUCCCCAUCCGCCAUGGUCCCCUCCUGGCCACUCCCUGCGGAGCCGCCUACGGAGCCCACCUCAACUGCAACAACAACAACGGCAUGGUGGUGCCCAAGGGCUUCCUGGCGGGGCACUGCCUGAGCAACGUGGUGCCUCCAAUCAAAUCAGAGCCCAAGGCCUCCUACGCACCGGGCACUUUGCCAGACUCUCCCCCGGAUUCCGGAUCGGAAGCCUACUCCCCUCAGCAGGUGAAUGAUCCUCAUCUCCUCCGGACCAUGACUCCCGAAAAUAUGUGUCACAUGACUCCCCCUUCCCGCCUGGAGCACCCUCCUCCUCCGCCGCCUCCUCCUCCACCCCCUCACCUCCAGGGUCCCCCUCCGCCGCCCCCACCGCCCCCUCACCCCCUGCAGCCACAGCACAAUUCCCACUUUCCUGGCCUGCAGCGGGAUAUGUUCCUGAAGGCCGAGCCCCUGAUGCCUCCGUACAGCGUUGGGCCGGGAAUGGCGCCCGCCGAGCUCCACCAUGCCCAGCAAUCCCAGAUGCUGCACCAGCUCCUCCAGCAGCAUGGAGCAGACCUCCCGGUGCAUCCCGCCAAGAAGCGGAAACACUCCGAGUCCCCCCCCAACACCCUCAAUGCCCAGAUGCUCAACGGGCUGAUCAAGCAGGAGCCGGGAAUGGGAUCGGUGCCGCUCAACCCCGACCGCGUCCAGACGCCGCCCUGGCACCAGCCAGGAGCGCUCUCUCCAGGCCUGAUUCAGGAUAAUGACAGCCUGAAUGGCUCCUACCUGGAUCCCAACUUCCAGUCCAUCAAGUGGCAGCCACACCAGCAGAACAAGUGGGCAACUCUGUACGAUGCCAACUACAAGGAGCUCCCGAUGCUCACGUACCGCGUGGAUGCUGACAAGGGCUUCAACUUCUCCGUGGGAGACGACGCCUUCGUGUGCCAGAAGAAGAACCACUUCCAGGUCACCGUGUACAUCGGAAUGCUCGGCGAUCCCAAGUACGUGAAGACCCCCGAGGGCCUGAAACCCUUGGAGUGCUUCUACCUGAAGCUGCACGGGGUGAAGCUCGAGGCCUUGAACCAGUCCAUCAACAUCGAGCAGUCGCAGUCGGACCGCAGCAAACGGCCCUUCAACCCCGUCACGGUGAACCUCCCCCCAGAGCAGGUCACCAAGGUCACUGUGGGGCGGCUGCACUUCAGCGAGACCACGGCCAACAACAUGAGGAAAAAAGGCAAACCCAACCCGGACCAGAGGUACUUCAUGCUGGUGGUGGCCCUGCAGGCACACGCCCAGAACCAGAACUACACGCUGGCAGCCCACAUUUCCGAGCGGAUCAUCGUCCGGGCUUCCAACCCGGGGCAGUUUGAGAGUGACAGUGACGUGCUGUGGCAGCGGGCGCAGCUCCCGGACACCGUGUUCCACCACGGCCGGGUGGGAAUCAACACGGACCGCCCGGAUGAGGCCCUGGUGGUGCACGGCAACGUGAAGGUCAUGGGGUCCCUGAUGCACCCUUCGGAUGUCCGAGUGAAAGAGGACAUCCAGGAGGUGGACACCACGGAGCAGCUGAAGCGGAUCUCCAGGAUGAGGCUGGUGCACUACAACUACAAACCUGAGUUUGCAGCCACGGUGGGCAUUGACAGCACCUCUGAGACAGGUGUCAUCGCUCAGGAGGUGAAGGAGAUUCUGCCGGAAGCUGUGAAGGACACUGGGGACCUGGUCUUUUCCAAUGGGAAAACUCUGGAGAACUUCCUGGUGGUGAACAAGGAGCGGAUCUUCAUGGAGAACGUGGGAGCCGUGAAGGAGCUGUGCAAGCUCACGGAUAACCUGGAGACGCGGAUCGAUGAGCUGGAAAGGUGGAGCCACAAGCUGGCCAAGCUCAAGAGGCUGGACAGCAUGAAGUCAACUGUGAGCUCUGGAGCCUUCAGCCAAACUGGGAGCCAGUUCAGCCGGGCAGGAAGCGUGCCCCACAAAAAGAGACCCCACAAAGUCACCAGCAAGUCUCCGUCGGUUGUCCCGGAGCAGGCCUGCAUCAGCCAGCGCUUCCUUCAGGGCACCAUCAUUGCCCUGGUCAUCAUCAUGGCAUUCAGCGUGGUGUCCAUGUCCACGCUCUACGUGCUGAGCCUGCGCAGCGAGGAGGAUCUCGUGGACAUCGAUGGCUCCUUUGCUGUACCCACUGCCUGUCUCCUGGCCCUCUUUCGGCAUGGGGGUCCCGGAAUUCCGGUUGCUCUGUGUCCACGGUCAAGCCAGAACAUUGACAAGACGCAGAUCGUGCGAUCCACAGCCACAUCCAGCGGGGCCAGCAGCAGGACCCCCCCAGACCAUGUCCCAGAUGAGACACAUGGAGUGGCCCUUGGCGUUCCUGGUCGCGGUGUGCUGGCCUGUUUCAGCCCUCCCUGUUUUUCCACGUGCUGCGCCAUUGCUCCCACUGCCAUCUCCUCCACUGUCCCCUCAGAGACCAGCCCUGCCCAUGCCACCAACCGGACAGACCAAAGCCAGCCCUCCCUCCUGCCAGUGACAAAUAUCAAAGCCAAAUCCAGGGGCAUCACCGGGAAAUCCGCCUCCUACACCAAGUGGCCAAAGACUCCUGACAGGUCUCAGAGCUUCGGCAGCCCCAAUGCCAGCCCCUCCUCCCCCUUCUCCCACAUCCAGGGCAAAUCCAAGUACAUCUCCAACCUCUCGCUCUCCCGCAGCAACUCCCGGCAGCAGCGCAGCCUCCGGCAGCCGGUGAGCGAGCGGCCCCGCACGGAGCAGCCCGGCACGGAUGGGCCGAGCCCGGUGCUGCAAUCCAUCCGGAUCCUGGAGAUCAACCUGGCCAUCCAUUCCCAGUACUGCGCCGCUGCUGACGCCUGCAGGGCUGGGAAUUUCAGCUACCGCAUCCCUGUGAGCCAGCAGACAGCCGUGAACACCAACCUGACCUUGGAGAUGAACUCCUCCUCCACUGUGUCCAUCUCCCUUUGUGACCUUGUCUCCAGUGAUCCCUGCCAGGACGCUGUGAGCAGGAACAGCUCCACUAACUCCACAGAUGCACAGGACACCUCGCACCGCUGGCCCCUGGUGAUGCUGUCCUUCCGGGAGUUUUCCUACCACUUCCGAGUGGCGCAGCCGGGCCGAGCUGACUGCAGCACUUCCCUGGAGCAGCUGGGACACCUCUUCACUGACUAUUACUUCCAGUUCUACUGGCUCUGUGAGUGAGUCCCGGCAGCACCAGUGCCCUCUGCUCGGAGACAGGAGGGGAACUGGUGCCACUGGGAGCCUCCCGAAUUCCCUGCUCCGCUGGCCCCCAGCCCCGCCUCAUCCCCAUGUCCUGCGGCAGCUCCGGAGCUGGAAUGGUGAUGGCUGGAGACACUGAAGCUCAGGACAGACAGGACCUAAAAGCCACCACCAGCCCUGUGGUGGCUCCUGGGGGGACCUCGCACCUAUUCCCAGCAUCCCACACCCCUCUCCUUCCCUUAGGGGGAUGUUUGUGUCCUCCAUCACUUCCCCCUCCCCUUCCAACACUGGAUUUGGAAGCAUCACACCGGACUGAGCGUGGACAGCUCUGCC